AUGCUGGGCGUGAAGCUUUUUGGAAUUGGACGUUGGGCGUCUAUCUCUCAGUUGUUGCCGGGUCGUACGUCGAACGCCACUAAGAUGCGUUAUCGGUCUUUGAGUUCUGCAUCAGAAAAAACGAGAAAGAUUGACGCCGACGCCGAGGGCAAGGCUCGCAAUCGCAGAUUGCGCUAUUCGUUUAAGGGCGCCAACUUCCCAAAAUCGUCUUUAGAGUCGAAGAAGGCAAAGUCAUGUAAGAGGCUUCCGGAGGACACGCGGGAAACAGUCGCGCUUCAGCUGGAGCAAGUUCGCAUUGCACGUGAAAAAUUGGAAGCUGACAGCAAACUUCCUAUGAAGUUGGUGAAAAAGCAUCGGUUUCUACCUCCAAACGAAGUCAGCGUGAAGGCAUAUCGAAAAUUAAUUGAUUACAAGAAAGUUCUCUUCGACACUGUUAACGAAGCUGCCGGGAACACACUGUGUCAUUCGCAAUCCGCAGUAUCGGCACCAGAAAAGUCCGCUUCAAGCACCAUUGAAGUAGUGGCAUCGACUUCACAGGAACCAGACGAAAGUGAAGAAGACGAAGAUCCCUUCAGUUUAUAUAACCUGGCAUUCGACUCAUCGUUCUUCUGGGCAGCACUGUUAAAUAAUAUAGCGAAAGCCAAGUCAGGGACGACAGAUGGCGGUGGUGACAGCAUUGAUGAAGAACAUGUAGUCGACGACAGUAGUGUUGAAGAAAAUGAUGACUGUAACGUCACUGAAGAGGAAGGAAGUGACCCACCUGCCACUCAUGGUAUUGACGCCAUCGAAAAUUAUACCGGCUUGGUCGUCCGCCAGGCCCGGGAUACCAAGGGCCGCGGGGGCUGUUUGGGGUGUGAGGCAGACUACGAAAGGUCGGCUAUCAAAACCUGCUCAUCGCCCUCUGCCAGUCGGGAGCGUAGCAGCAGAGCAACAGCCGAAAAAGAUCGAUGGAACGACGAUGAACAUAACAGCCAGCUACAGAGUCGCAAGCCGUUAUGA
Soboliphyme baturini is the source of this 999-nucleotide messenger RNA. The record is from the annotation of a GenBank genome assembly. NCBI's taxonomy places the organism in Eukaryota, Metazoa, Nematoda, Enoplea, Dioctophymatida, Soboliphymatidae.